Molecule: messenger RNA, 996 nt
Organism: Striga asiatica
Lineage: Eukaryota; Viridiplantae; Streptophyta; Magnoliopsida; Lamiales; Orobanchaceae
Source: the annotation of a GenBank genome assembly
ACACAAAACUACCUCAAAACCCGAAUUCCCCCCCUUCCCCCCUCUCUCUCUCUCUCAGCUAACGACCCUUUUAACUCCACGCACCGAAAAAACCAAUCUUGAGAAAAAAAAAUGGUGAAGCUAGCGUCGGCCCGAGAAUCCCGCAUGUACGGGCCAAGACUGGCCCGAAACCGUUCGGAGUACAUGAACGCGGGCCUUUACGUGUUCGCCACGAUCCUGCUGAUGGGCGGCUUCGCGGCCCAGUUCUCGAGCGAGCCCAAAUCCGGCCUUGUCCUCCUCCUGAUGGGCUUUCUCAUCGUGAUGGCCGUGAACCUCCACGACCUUGCGGCCCACCUCGCCGGAAUAGAUUUCCGGCUGCCGUUGGUGGAGUUCGAUAUCCAGCUGGCGCUCGUCGAGUUUGCGGUGCCCCUUGUUUACAGUCUAGGGACGCUUCUCCUUUUCUUGGCCACUCUUUUUAUUCUCGUUCAGGCAGGAAAAAAGCACGAGCAUUUUAAAUUGGAACGUGUUGCUUUGAGCAUGUUGAUCGCGGGUCCCGCUUUGUGGCUACUUGGGUCGAUCCACAACUCGUGCCAGGUGUACGAGAGGGCAGGAGGGCACGUACAGGUCUUGCAAGAGAGUGUUCUUAUCCCGUUUUUAAUGGCGAGCCUGUUGUUUCUCGUGGGUUCGGUUCUCAACAGUCGAGAACAAGUCGGGCAUGUUCACCAUGGCUUGAACCUAAUACUUUUCAUUGGGGCAUUGGCCAACGUAGUUAAAGUUUUCAAAAUGCAACAAAUGGACGGGCUAAGGCUAGAGAAACUCCGUGGUGGGGCCCAAGAGCGUCUCAUUCGGCUACGAGAAGGGCAUUUACCACUAAUUGCAGAGGAAGAUAGAAUAAUCAAAGGGAAGGAAGAAGAAAUAAGGCGGGCGCCAGUGGUGGACGUUGUGAGGGAGGGCCGAUCAGGUGAGGGAGGGUCUAGGGAAAUACCGACGCCUUACAAAGACGUGCUUAUUGGCUAG